CCAACUCUGGCACUGAUUUUCAAAUCAAUUUAAAUGAAUUUCUAGAAUUUUUGAAACUUUCUUGUCAUGUUAACGAUAUGAUAGCCAAGGCAGAUAUGGGCAAGUCACACACAAGGGAGCCAAUACCACCCAUGGAGGGAGCCGGAGGCGGUGGUAAUCAGGCCAAACGGCAGACAAAGCGCGAAGAGUUUGAUUUUGAUACAUUGGCCGAGAAUCAUUUGGUCAACGAGCUGUUGGGCCUCAAGAGGCUCAAACAUCAUCGACAUUCCACCACCACCAGCACCACCACGAACACCACCACCACCACCAAUACUAAUACCACUAGCAGCAUCACUGCCACCACAAGCUCCAGUCGUGAUGAGAGUAGAACCAACUUGCUAUUGGCUAGCAAUGAGACCAAAUCUCUCCGUUCUGGUCCAGGACACGUGCAUGGCGGAGGGGGACGUGGACGUCACGAUUCGUUAGCCACCUAUAGGGGCUUACAUCCCAAACUAAGUGAACAAUUGGACGCGGUUAUUAAUGAGGGAGUACUCGAUUCGGUUCUUUCGUUCAUUUGUCCAGUGCCCGUGCCCGUUCCCAUGGCCACCAAUGCUAGAAAUAAACCCAAACAGCAGCAGCAGCAGCAGCAACAACAACAACAGCAGCAUAUGACGCCAGCGGCAAAAGAAAUCUUAACACUGCCCACGAAUCCAACUCCAGCUCCAGCUAUAGGGGCUGCCAAAUCCAUGACCGAUAUGUCUUCCUAUGGCAAUUCAUCGUUACCCGUGACGACAUCGGCACCAGUCCUCCAGCAGCAGCAGGUGACUGAAAUGGAUGGCAUUGCAUCGUCCUCCGCAUCCAACAAUUUGAUGCGUGCCAUGGUCAAAGAGCCAAGCACGAGCAAGGGAUCAAUCAAUACCACGGGACGCCGCAAAUCUCUUCUUUUGGUCAAGGAUAGCAAACAUUUGCGUCAGGAGAAGAGGGAGCCCGAGGUGGUGAUCCAUGUCUGCGAUGAGGUGAAGAACACCUCACGUGACUUCACCUGCCCGCAGAGUUUGUUGGUCAGCAAAAUGGGUUAUUUUGCCGAUGUGACAGCUGGCCAGCGGCUCGAAGAGAUGGACAUAUCGGUGCAUUGUGACAUUCUGAUCUUUGACUGGCUCAUGAAAUGGAUCAAGCACAGUGCCCAGAGUCAGGAAUUACCGAAUCCCAGUCAGACAAGCAAUCACGCCUCAUCGGGCCCCCAACUGGAUGGCAAUAAUGUUGUCCCCAUAUUGGUCUCGGCGAGUUUUCUGCAAAUGGAACCCCUGUUGCUGGAAUGCCUUACCUUUUGCCACGCCCAUCUCAGCGAGGUGGUGCGCACCUCGACCAAUCUGUCGUGCUUGAACGAUGCCCUGGUUACCCGUCUAGCUGCCAUGUUCACCAAUCUGGAGCUGGAAAUAGUGCGCGACAAGAAGGAGAGGGUGACGCCACGUCUCUGGACCAAGUUGAUACAGAGUUUGAGUGAGCCGGAGCCGGAGGCUCUUCGUGGCCACUUCUACAGUAUGUCCGGUUUGUUUCGUUGCAUACGAUGCUUCAGUUGUGUGACCAAUACCAUGAAGUCCUACAUGAAUUGCACGCCCAGCAACAUACGCCUGAAUCGUUGGGGACAGCUGAUGAGUGGUCAUGUGCGGGAUCCCAAUUGGGAUCUCAAUAUCUAUAUAAUGCAAUUGUUCAAGGAGUUGAAGUCGUGGCGCAAGGUCUAUUGGAAGCUAUGGGGCCAUUGCCACUAUCUCUAUUGUUGCACCUGUGAGGCACAUUUUCCGGUCUACCAGAUGAACUGGUGUCGCUACCAUCCGGAGGCGCCGAAUUUCUUGGGACCAGUGGGCAAUGCCGGUCCAGCGGGCCGUUACGCCUGUUGUGGCCAGCAGGCAUUUAGAUAUGAGACUCUGCCGGGACCCAAUGGUUGUCAAUUCCGUGAGCACAGUGUUCUGGUGGAGACCGAUCGAGAACGUGCCAUAUUGGCUAUAGCUCAGCUUGUAGCUGAGAAUUUUGCACUGUGCGAAUUGCCACCGUUGCGCAUCCAAGAGUUGGCCGCCGCCGGUGAGAUAAAUCCCAGUUGGCAGGGCAUCUCAUUGACGCCUCAACGUUGCCGGCAAGGCCUAUUGCCACAACUCUGCAUGGACAUGACCAAUCACAGGGUGAGCCGACGAAUGCGCGGAUCUCGCUACCAAAUCGAUACUAGCACGGACUCGGAGACGACAUCAACAAGCGAGGAAGAUGCCCGUUCGUUGCGACCCAGAAUGCGCAAUGCCAUGAAUCAUAAUGAUGAUGAUGAUUCCAGCGAAUCAAGCGAUGGCUGUGAAUCGGAGCAUCAUCAUCGUCCGCCGCCUAGGAAAACACGUGGCAAGAAAGGACGAAAAAGGCCCACCGAAGUGUCGGGAAGAUUCUGGUCGGGUGAGUUGUCGGCCCGCAGCAAUCAGGAUCAUCAGCGCGAUUUUGAGGAGAAGAUUAUGAAACAGGUGGCCACCUAUGUGACCAAAAAAACCGGAUCCGAUCAGUCUCUAGUCCAGAAUGCUAAGCCCCUGGGUGGCACCUACGUGCGUCUCGAGACCGAGUGGAAAGAGAUGCUGAAACAGCGUCAUAGUAACCACAAUUUGCCCAACAACUCCACUGGGCUGGCCGGUGGCGGACCAGGAGGGGCUGCCGGCGGAGGCAGUGGUGCUGCCGGCGGCGGCAAUGCAGGCAGCAUUUUAAGCAGCAGCAGCAACACCCUAAUGAGCGGUUCUAUGCCCUUAGGGGGCAUGGCCGGUUGUGGCGGCACCACCCUUGGCUCCAGUGCCCCUCUAAUGUCCAAGCAAAGGCACAAGUAAAUGGUUACUCCCUCGUUUUACCUAGCUAAAUACACAGAAUGUAGUGAGAAAACAUCGAAAUGUUUGUAGGCACAAAUUUUUAGUCGAAAUGUUCUAGUCAAAUUUAAUUAAAAAAACACAUGUAAUAAACCCUU
Molecule: messenger RNA, 2962 nt
Organism: Drosophila willistoni
Lineage: Eukaryota; Metazoa; Arthropoda; Insecta; Diptera; Drosophilidae
Product: SANT and BTB domain regulator of class switch recombination
Exons: 6
Coding region: 78-2828 (916 amino acids)
Source: RefSeq, a predicted model, not a curated record